AUGGCCACCGGCGUCGAUGUUCAAUAUCCAGAGGUCAUCGACAUCAGCUGGCGGCACAACCUUCGCUUCGACCCUCGUCUCGGCGACGAGGACAACGACGAGCACGCCGAUGAAGCCCCCGGCAGCGACCGCCGCCAUUCAGAUUUCUCUAGGCAUGUUCGCAUCGAGACCCCCGCUCGUUCGACGCCGGCGCCGAGCGAUAGGACUGACAGCCGCAGCUCUCGACGACUAGCUCCUCUGCGUCGUCUCGCCGCUGCCCUCGUCCGCAAUUUCCCUAUGGACCUCCAGUGGAUUCCUGCUAACUGGGCAUGGCUCAAAUUCAAGCCUGUCAUCCGCAGCUCAAUCCUUGGCUUCGUCUCGGUUAUGUUCAUGGUCAUUGCCCCCGUCCAACGCGUGCUCGGACAGGCGACUUUCUUAAUACUUAUUGCCGCUUUUGUUGAUCCUCCCAUAGAUUCGUUCGUCGCUGUGCUCGAACGGGAAAUUAUUUUUGCUGCAUUUGUAACUCUCGGCUGGGCAUGGAGCUGUCUGGGUAUCUUCCUGGCCAAUUUAGCUCGUAGUUACAAAAACCCGUCCGCCACGUUCGCGGAGGCUCUGACUGGUCAGUAUAUUGAAGCCGCACCGACAGUCAUCAUGGCCAUAUUCGUGUUUUUUGGUGUUGCAUUCUUCUUGUACAUCAAGGUCAAGCGCGGACCUGGCCCAUACGCGUACCCUAGUGUGUUCGGUGCUGUCUGCGUCGACAUUUCUUUUGUCACCGCUGUUCUCGUCCCAUUCCCUUACUAUUCUAUCGGCCAGGUCAUCGUCCUUCCUCUCGUCCUCCAUUCCGCCAUCUGCAUCUUCCUCUCCGCGACUGUGUUCCCCACUACCAUUACAUCUCAGUACUCAGGCGCCCUCUCACGCCUCUUUGAUCCUCUCGAGGCUGCCCUCAUUGAGCAUCGCGCUAUCCUCGGGCUCAGUCCUAGUGGCCCUGAGUUCUCCGCUGCCGUCACCAAGAUCUAUGGGCUCGUAGCCAAGUCCGAAGCGGGUCUCGCCCCAGCUGCAGGUGCGCUUCGUCUUGUGAAGCACGAUAUCAUCUGGGGCCGCUUCUCGCCCUCGGACGUCGGUGCCCUUCAGUGGUUCGCCCGCCGCCUCGUCACGCGCGCACACGGGCUUGGCGUGUUCUUCACGCUCAUCGACCCUACACGAGAGCGUUUUCCCGUCACGCCUGUGUCGCGCACGCCCGUGGACUCGCGCACCCUCACGCCGAGCGCUUCGCACCCAGUUACGCCCCUUCCGUCGCGCCCUCCUAGCCCAAACCGCAUACGUACGCUUAGCCGUUCGGCAACGCCUCCGGGACCAUCGUCGCCGCCCGCAGAUCACGAGCAUAGCCGUGGGCGGAUGCGCCAUCGCACCAAUUGGAAGCAUACCCCGAGUGCAUCUGCGAUCCGCCGCACCAUCUCGCAACAUCUGCACUUUCGUCUACGCAAAGCCGAGGAGGACGAUCAGCAUCAAAGGUUACAUUUCUCCCUCCUGCACCUAGCGCACACGCUCGCCCUCCCUCACCCGCACACGGCCUCUCCCGAGAAUGCAGUGGGUGUAUUCGAGUCGCAGCGCUACCUCGCAUUGGAGGCGACCCGGCUGACCUACCCCGACUCCCCAGAGAAUAUGGAGCAUUUCGUAGCACUUCUGGGACAGAGCUGCGACGAUCUCCUCGGAGUGUGCACAGAUACACUCAAGGGGCUUAAGGUGUGGGUGGGGGGGAUUCGGCGUGGAAGCUUCGCCGGCCGGGCGACGACCGCGCGGAUACGUGAGGAAAGGCUGGCUGAGAUGACCGAGAUGAAGCGUAAGCUGUCUCUAGCGUUUGAGAUGUUCAAGAAGGAUUUCAGACAUUGUGUUCUUGACCCAUACCGAUGCGCGUUCGACCCAGAGCACGUUGGCUCGCCCGACAUGAUUGUUGAGCCGCCGCCACAUCGUUACUUAUUCCACUGCUACGUGUACCAAUAUCACCUCAUGCAAUUUUGCAUGGUGUUGUUGGAAUGGGUUGACGAGGUCAUCCGCAUGGAAGAUAUCAACAAGGCAUCGAGACUGUGGAUGCCGACUAUACCGCUAAGAAAGCUGUUCGAUUGGGGUAAUGACGAUGCUGCUGCCCAUCUUGAGCGAGAUGAUGACGAAGACCCCGAUACAAUUCCGGGUAUGGACACCGAUUUCCAAGCGGAUCUCGGGGAAGCUACUCGCCGAAAUCCCGACGCUUUGCCUCCGCAGAAUGCGUUCGAAGUCAUCAUGUCUUGGGUGCAUCAGUUCAUCGUCGCCCUUGGAGGCGGAAAUGUAUUGUUCGCAAUGAAAGCUGGACUGUUAACCGUGAUUCUUUGCAUCCCCAAUUUUCUCAAACAUACCGCGGAAUUCGCAUACUCGGAACGUUUCAUAUGGGGAAUAUUUAUGGGACAGUUAACACUCAUGCGAUUUCGUGGAGACACCACGUUCGCAUUAGUCGCGCGGCUGAUGAGUACGUUCGUUGGUGGUGUGAUCGGCAUGCUCCUAUGGUACAUCUCUGCGGGGCGAGGCGAGGGCAAUUCAUAUGGCUUCGCGGCCACGCUUGGAGUGUGUUUCCCGUUCUUCUUUUACAUGCGCAUCUAUUGGCCAGUCCCACCGGUGACAAAUCUAAUCUUCUUCGUUACUAUUGCUUUGGUGCUGGGAUUCUCUUGGCAAAAUACUCACUUCCCGGGAAUCUUCCACUUCUAUGGCUUUGCUCUCGCCUGGAGGCGAUUCGUGUUGGUGGUUGCCGGUAUCACAGCAGCUUUCAUAUUCUCACUCCUACCGCCUUCGACGACUUUACGUCACUAUCAGCGAGCAAUGUUAUCGACCACGGUAUCUGAAAUGGGAGCCAUCUAUUGCUCGAUCGUGUCGUUCGCCAAUACCCAUGGCCGUCUAGAACCGGACAAGCGCGAGAUCAUCCAAGCACUUCUUGCCAUUCGUAUGAAACUCAAACGAUCGGUUGUACUGAAGACAAACAUCGUUUACGAAUUUUCAUUACGCGGAAAAUGGCCUGCGCAUAGGUACCAAAGGAUCCUCGAAUUACAGAUGCAAGUUGCGUUUCACCUUUCACACCUCAUGUCUGUCGUGGAACAUCUAGAUCCCGCCUGGUCUCGGGCGUUCCUUCGACGGACUCGAUUCUUAGAUGCAGAUUUUCAGGGCGAUGUUCUCGCCGUCGUCAGUAUGAUCUCUACGGCGCUCCGCACGGGCAACCCUUUGCCACAAAUCACACCGUGCCCCCUUCUUGACCGAUUCAUGGUGCACACCCAUGGUCUCAACAUCAUUCGACAGGAAGAAGACGAUGACUACGGGCUCCCGCGCACGAUGACGAUCGACACUCUAGAAAACGAGCAAUACCUGACGUUCGCUGUAGGCGUUACAACCGCGUUCGGUAUCAUCUUGAGAUUAGAUAAACUGAUGGUAGCGACGAAAGAGCUGGUUGGAGAGCAGUAUCAUAUCCAUGGUGUUGGUGUGCCCGACACACGAGCAUUUGAGAGGCCACCGAAGGAUGCGUGA
Messenger RNA from Fibroporia radiculosa, 3522 nucleotides. RefSeq lists its product as uncharacterized. Bases 1 to 3522 code for a protein of 1173 amino acids. NCBI's taxonomy places the organism in Eukaryota, Fungi, Basidiomycota, Agaricomycetes, Polyporales, Fibroporiaceae. The transcript has 18 exons. The record is from RefSeq and is a predicted model, not a curated record.